This is a messenger RNA of Tetranychus urticae (two-spotted spider mite), 787 nucleotides long. Its product is annotated as putative OPA3-like protein CG13603. Gene Ontology annotation, biological process: regulation of lipid metabolic process. NCBI's taxonomy places the organism in Eukaryota, Metazoa, Arthropoda, Arachnida, Trombidiformes, Tetranychidae. Gene Ontology annotation, cellular component: mitochondrion. The record is from RefSeq and is a predicted model, not a curated record.
CCUUGAACUGAUAAGACUGACCCUUCGUGUUCUUUACUGUAAACAUUUUAUCAUUGAAAACAAAUUAUUUAGUCAAUUUAAAUUGUAAUAGAAAUGAUCUAAUUUUAUGCUGUGAUUGAUUGAUAUAAAAUAAAAUGGUUGUUGCUGCUUUUCCCAUUGUAAAGCUUGGAGCUUUAGCUGCUCGUCAGAUAAGUAAACCUUUAGCUAAAAGAAUUCAAAUCAAAGCUAAAACAUCGCCAGUUUUAAGGACUUACCUGUGUCUACCUUUAGCUAAUUUUUAUCAUCGUUUGGAGGUAACAUUCAAGAUGCGGUCAUUGAAUCUUAAGAAGCCAGCCAAAGUAUCCAAUUUAAGUGAAACAGCAGCUGUUGAAUUGGGUGCUGAAUUACUCGGAGAGCUUAUUAUAUUCACUAUUGCUGCUCUAACCGUGACAUUUGAAUAUAGAAGACAAUCAAAGGCUAAGCAAAUCGAAGCGGCGCAAAGCGAAACGAAAUGGUCUAAUUUGGUUGGUCGUUUAAGAGACUUGGAAAUGCAGAUGGAUACAGUGAAUGCUCAAUUAAGACAUUUUGAAAGAACUUUACAUGAUAUUGAUAGUAGAACAAAAGAUAAAAAUUCAAAGACUACCGAUAAGAAAUAAUAAAUGAUGCAAAAUUUAGUCAACUAGCGUGUUCAGAUUUUUAUUAGAGGAGGGAGUUUAUUGUUACACCCAUUACUCUUUUUGUAUUUAUGAUCAUAGAAUCGAGCAAAAUGAAUAAAGAAACGAUAAAAAUGUAUAGUUGUUACACCAAA